Molecule: messenger RNA, 5217 nt
Organism: Cylindrotheca closterium
Lineage: Eukaryota; Bacillariophyta; Bacillariophyceae; Bacillariales; Bacillariaceae
Source: the annotation of a GenBank genome assembly
AUGUUCCGAAGGACCCCCAAGAAGGGGAAAGCAGAACUUCCUUUAGGGGCGUUAGAUACUCUUGCAUUGCAGCCUCAAGUGGGAGGUAGACCAGCACCGAAAAGUGAUGAUCCAGAGCCUGGGGGACUCGAAAAGUUUGACAGUUUCUAUGACAGAGGUGCAGGUGGUGCUACGGGUGCUGGCGAGCCUGGUCCAGGCACUGCCUCUCGAAUGGGAUAUGAUGCCGGUCCUAAUAUGACAGAUCCCAACGACAAAACCACAGUACCACCUGGUGGAGGACCUAGAGGAGGCAAAAAUGGUGGUGCCGGAGGUGCAGCUGUUGCAGGAGCUGCCUUGGUAGGAGCCGGAGCUGCAGCUGGAGCCUAUGCCGGAAGAUCCAAUGAUGAAUCAGACAUGGCGGAUCCAUCAAGUCCAAGAGAUGGCUCUGCUGGAGGGGCUGCUGCUGGAGGGGCCGCUGGGUCGCCUUCGGACCCAUCCAAGAACACGACAGAUCCAGCUAGUACUCGAGGUGGAGCUGGAAAAGCUGCCGGUGCCGCUGCUUUGGUCGGUGCUGGAACAGCUUCUAGAAUGGGCGGUGGAAGUCCAUCCAAUGUCACAGACCCAGCAACUACGAGAGGUGGAGGAAAAAGUGGAGGAAAGAACACUGGUGGUGGCAAGGGCGGGUCAGGUGCUGGGAAGGCAGCUGGAGCAGCUGCACUAGUUGGCGCUGGCGCAGCAGCCGGAUAUGCUGCAACGAGAUCUAAUGAUAAAUCUGAUCUCACCGAUCCAGCAAGUCCAAGAGGCGGUGCUGCUGGUGCUGCCGGAGGCUCUAGCGGUACUGGCGGAACCUCUGGUGCCGGUGCUGGAGGCCCUAGCGGUUCUGGAGCCUCUGGUGCCGGUGCUGGCGGAGCUAGAGGCAAAAGUGAUGCUUCCGGUGCCGAUGGUCGUAGCGGUAAAAAGAAUUCCAAAGGAGGCUCAGGUGCUGGAAAGGCUGCCGGAGCAGCUGGACUCGUUGGUGCCGGCGCUGCUGCAGGAUAUGCUGCCACGAAAUCCAACGACGCAGAUCCAGCUAGUCCCAACAGAGGCGGUGCUGUAGGAGCAGGUUCCAGCGGAGGCAAAGGUGCUUCUGAUGGUGGUGGUGCUGCUGCUACUGCCGGUACAAGUGGCAAAUCUGGAGACAAAAGUGGAGAUAAGAGCGGUGACAAAGGCAGUUCAGGUGGUGCUGGUAAGGCUGCCGGUGCCGCUGCUCUAGUUGGCGCCGGGGCUGCAGCAGGUUAUGCUGCGACGCGAUCAAAUGAUGGAUCCAGUACCGACCCAGCUAGUACAAGAGGCGGUGCUGCUGACGGUACUAGUGGUGGAGGGUCCAGGGGUGGAGGCGGAGACGCUUCUGUUGCCGGAACGGUUGCUGAUGGCGAAUCUGGGGCCAACAAAGAUGAAGAAAAUGGUGGUACGGAUUGCGCUUCAGGUGCUGCUGCCGGUGCUUCCGCAGCAGCUGCUGGAGCGGCUGCACUUAUUUGCUGUGGCUCCGGAACUACUGGAUACGAUGACGUGGGAGAUGGAGAAAACGAAGCCGAUGAUCCAGCGAACCCAGAAAGUGGUACUGAGGGAGCCUCCGGUACCGGUGCUGCUGCCGGUGCUGCGACUGGAGGAGCUGCUCUGGCUGGUGCUGGAGCUAGAGCUGCCACCGGAGCAGAUGGAGCUAAUGAUCCAUCAGGCGGAGCAUCCGAAGGAAAGGAAGACAGAGGCAAAGGAGACAGCGGAGGUGGACUUCUUGGUGCUCUGGGACUCGGAGCAUUGCUUGGAGCCGGAGCAAUGGGUGCUGGAGGAAGUGAAAGUGACGCUUCUUCAGCUUCAUCAUAUCAGAGUGACAAAUCGGGAGGCUCUCAAGGCGGUGGUCCUGAGUCUGCAGAUCGCGCUGGCGAUGACGACCCAACCAGCGCCAAUGCCUCCAAGGAUUCCAGUGGUGUCAAUAAGGCGGCGAUUGCUGCUGGAGCUGGGGUCGGUGUUGCUGCUGGUGCAACAGCUGCAAGCUCAGACCAAGAAAAUGAAGAUACAGUCGGGACCGUUUCUCCGCUUCGAAAGGAUAGAAAUGGUCUUGCAGAUGCAGAUGCAGAUGCUGCCGAUGCAGAACAAGCCCAGAUGGAAGACCAAAGGGAAAGAAGCCAAAAGGCCAGACAACCCGAGCCAAAAAGGACGAAUCCUCUCCUCCUUCUAUGCUGCAUAUUGACCGUUCUUGCUGGAGUUGUCGUUCUUGCUCUGUUACUACCAGGAGCUUUGGAAGAUGACGAUGGAGAUCGUUCAAUAGCUGGAAUUGGAGAUCCAACACCGGCACCAACCGAACUCAUCACGCCAUUUCAAUGCGAGGAAGCUGCUGUACUUUCUGGGAACUCAACGCUUGCUGCCACAACGAAAGGAGCUCCAGCACCAGGAGACAUUCCACUUUGUUCUGGAUUGGCUGCGAACGGAUUUGGUUCUUGGUUCCAGUUCGAAGGUGAUGGAUCCGUUGUUUCUUUAUCAACUUGCGACCCUUCAACGGAAUUUGACACUCAAAUCAGUGUGUUCUCUGGGUCCUGCUCAGAACUUGAGUGUGUUGCCGCGAACGACCAAGGUUCGGACGACAUUUGUGGAAGCAAAUCGGAGGUUGAGCUGAGUACAAACCCUGAUGAUACGUACUUUGUUUUUGUUCACGGAAAGCGAGAAGGCGAUGAAGGUCAAGUUGUUUUGAAAUUGGAAUACAUCCCGCAAGACAACGAUUCUUGCGACAAGGCUGGCCCAGUGACAUCCGGACUGGAUGAAAUCGUCGGCAACACAUGGCUUGCUGCUCAAAAUCCGAGCGCUGACAACAUCACCUGCACCAACUCUACAGUUCCAGGCUUGUGGUAUGCGAUUGAAGGGCAGGGCAAAGAAGUCACGAUCUCAACUUGCUCCGAGACUACCAAGUACAAUGCGGAGAUCACGAUCGCCUCCGGAGGCUGUUCCGAGCUGACUUGCACAGUGUCACGAACUGAAGAGUGCAUUUCUCCUUACCAAGGAAGCAUCAGGACGUUCUUUGCUGUCACAGGGGCCGCCUAUUAUGUGAAGAUCCACGGAAGUGAAGCCGCACAAGCUGCAUCCCCAUUUCGUCGUCUCCAAGAUGCCAGAGGCCCAGCAGAUGGUCAAUUUGGAAUGAUAAUCAGGGAAGAUGUUGGAGAUUCUGGUUUCUUUGUUGACCCACAAGAAUCAUGCGAAGAAGACAGAGUGAUCGAAAUAAACGGAGAUGCAGUUUCUGGAGUCCUAUCUCAAACUUCGAAUUUGCUGUGGGAUUCCUUUUGUGAUGGGGAUGGCCAAGGUCAAUUCUUCAAAAUCAUUGGCAAUGGAGAGACUAUACAAGCUGAUUCAUGCAACAACUCCACAGACGUUGAUACCACUCUCUCUGUCAUUGUCGGUGAUUGUGCAAGUCAAAUUUGGUCGUGCGAGGCUACCAACGAUCAAUUCUGUGGUGACCAAUCGUCUGUCAAGUGGUUUGCUGAAGAAGGCGAGACAUACUUCCUCUUGCUUCGAUCCGUCGGUUCAAAUCAAGGAAGCUAUUCCAUAACUCUUCAGACGGCACCAACGCCGGUACCUAGUCUUUCACCUUCAGACUCCCCCACGGACAAGCCCAGUGUAUCACCAACAAAUGUCCCAACGAACCCUGACGGUUCUACGCCGACGUUGAGUCCGACUGGCUUAGAUGGUUCCACUCGAGCACCUGUAACUCCUGUUCCAACAUUUCCGGAUGGUUCUACUCGCGCACCAACAACUCCUGCUCCAAGUUUUUCAGAUGGCACUACUGUGGCGCCCACCACUACUCCACCCACUUUCCCUGAUGGCUCUACUCGGGCACCGACGACUCCUGCACCAACUUUCUUAGAUGGUUCUACUCGAGCACCGACAACUCCUGCACCAAGCUUUUCAGAUGGCACUACUGUGGCGCCCACCACUACUCCACCAACUUUCGCAGAUGGCACUACUCGGGCACCGACAACUCCUGCACCAAGCUUUUCAGAUGGCACUACUGUGGCGCCCACCACUACUCCGCCUACCUUUCCUGAUGGUUCUACGCGGGCGCCAAUCAUGCAACCUGUUUCACCUCCAGUCUUUGUUCGUCCAACAACUCCUGCACCCACCUUUCUGGAUGGUUCGACUCGGGCACCAACAACUCCUGCUCCAAGCUUUUCAGAUGGCACCACUGUGGCCCCCACCACUACUCCACCAACUUUUCCAGAUGGCUCUACCCGGGCACCGACGACUCCUGCACCAACUUUCUUAGAUGGUUCUACUCGAGCACCGACAACUCCUGCACCAAGCUUUUCAGAUGGCACUACUGUGGCCCCCACCACUACUCCACCCACUUUCGCAGAUGGCACUACUCGGGCACCGACAACUCCUGCACCAAGCUUUUCAGACGGCACUACUGUGGCCCCCACCACUACUCCACCCACAUUCCCUGAUGGCUCUACUCGGGCACCGACGACUCCUGCACCAACUUUCUUAGAUGGUUCUACUCGAGCACCGACAACUCCUGCUCCAAGCUUUUCAGAUGGCACUACUGUGGCGCCCACCACUACUCCACCAACUUUCGCAGAUGGCACUACUCGGGCACCGACAACUCCUGCACCAAGCUUUUCAGAUGGCACUACUGUGGCCCCAACCACUACUCCGCCUACCUUUCCUGAUGGUUCUACGCGGGCGCCAAUCAUGCAACCAGCGGCACCUCCAGUCUUUACUCGCCCAACACCUACACCAGGAGGUCCGACUGAUCCAGGCACACCAACAGUUCCAGGAACCCCAACUGUUGCUCCAGUCUUCAAUCAAGUUGAACAGUGUCUGGAAGCUCGUACACGUGUUGGAGCCCUUGGGAGUAGUGAUAGUGUGGCUGUGGACGUGCCCAGUAGGUAUUCCUUUGAACCACCAUUCAUUGGAGCAUGUGGAACUUCUUUCUUCAACAACGAUCCGGGAGUCUGGUUCAAGUUUGAAGGACCCAAAACGGGAAACAAUAUCAUCGCUACCGCCGAAGUCUGCGACACACCCUUUGACUUUGAACUCACCAUCUUCAUGGGAAGCUGUGACAACCUAAUGUGUGUGGCGGGAACCUCAAGGUUCUGUAACGAAGGCUUGACUUGGAACUGGGACAUUGAAGUGGGUACUUACUACUUGAUGUUCCACGGCUUUGGACCGGCGGUGAAAGGAAACUUUGUAUUCAACCUCGACUCACGCUAA